Penicillium riverlandense is the source of this 2325-nucleotide messenger RNA. RefSeq names its product M28 family metallopeptidase. Lineage: Eukaryota; Fungi; Ascomycota; Eurotiomycetes; Eurotiales; Aspergillaceae. Bases 1 to 2325 code for a protein of 774 amino acids. The transcript is spliced from 3 exons. Gene Ontology annotation, molecular function: carboxypeptidase activity. The record is from RefSeq and is a predicted model, not a curated record.
AUGAUGGAGAAAACUAGGCAGUAUUCUGAGACAACGCCUCUGCUAGAGGUCCAUGUCGCACGGCAACGGUGUCGAUACCAACACCCUGCGCUCCGUCUGCUCAGUACACUGCUCCCUAUCGCAGUGAUCCUCUUCCUGAUCCCCUCGAUUUGGUCUUAUCUCCCCUGGGCGCACCCGCUACCCCAUGCAUCCUGGCCAGAAGGCAACGGACUCCCCUAUGAUCAACUACAGCAGAUCCUCCUGAACACUCCGUCCGCCGCUAAGCCCGGCAAGAAUCUCAGCCAAGCGCUGUGGACAUUGGAGAAAUGGAAGGAAUUUGGCGUGGAAGAUACGACUCUCGCGACCUAUGACAUCUACCUGAACUAUCCACUAGAUAAUCGUCUGGCUCUGUUGAAGAAGUCAGGCGGUAACACCGAGGUGACCUUCGAGGCUACCUUGGAAGAAGAUGUGCUCGAGGAAGAUCCUACUUCUAACUUGCCAGAUCGUGUGCCCGUUUUCCAUGGGUAUUCAGCUACUGGCAACGUGACCGCUCGGUUCGUGUAUGCCAACUUUGGCACGUACAAGGACUUUGAGGAUCUGGUGAACGCCGGUAUCCCAUUAGAAGGCAAGAUUGCGAUUGUCAAAUACGGUGCCAUCUUGCGUGGUCUGAAGGUGAAAAGAGCACAGGAGCUCGGCAUGGUUGGCGUGAUCAUCUAUAGUGAUCCGCAAGAGGACGGCGAGAUCACCGAGGAGAAUGGUUACGAAACCUACCCUAACGGACCUGCACGGAACCCUAGUGCCAUCCAGAGGGGCAGCACACAGUUCAUAAAUACUCUUCCCGGUGACCCAACUACACCCGGGUAUGCAUCCAAACCUGGGUGCGAGCGACAAGAUCCACAAAACUCAAUUCCGUCCAUUCCUUCCCUUCCCGUGUCCUAUAAAGAGGCCUUGCCUUUGCUAAAAGCCCUAAAUGGCUAUGGGCCCAAGGCGGAGGACUUUAACAAGGACUGGCAAGGCGGCGGUCUGGGCUAUAAGGGUGUGGAGUACAACAUUGGCCCUUCUCCGGAAGAUGUGGUCAUCAACCUAGACAACCAGCAGGAGUACGUGACGACUCCAGUGUGGAAUGUCAUUGGUGUCAUCAAAGGACAUAUCCCUGACGAGGUGAUCAUUCUUGGCAAUCAUCGUGAUGCAUGGAUUGCUGGAGGUGCAGCCGACCCUAAUAGUGGAUCUGCAGCACUCAACGAGGUUGUGCGCAGCUUCGGUGAAGCUUUGAAGACCGGAUGGAAGCCACUGCGCACUAUUGUCUUCGCUAGCUGGGAUGGCGAAGAGUACGGUCUUCUUGGCUCGACCGAGUGGGUUGAAGAUAAUCUGCCCUGGCUCUCCAAGGCCAACAUCGCGUACUUAAAUGUUGAUGUGGCUGCGGCGGGCACUGAAUUUCAUCCUAGCGCCGCGCCUCUCCUAAACAAGGUUAUCUACGAGGUCACUAGCCUAGUGCAGUCGCCAAACCAAACUGUCCCCGGCCAGACGGUGCGCGAUGUUUGGGAUGGAGAGAUUGGAACCAUGGGUAGUGGAAGUGACUUCACCGCAUUUCAAGACUUUGCAGGUGUCGCCAGUCUAGACUUUGCAUUUAUUCGCGCAGCGACUGACCCCGUCUAUCACUAUCAUUCUAACUACGACAGUUUUACCUGUAUGGAGAAAUUCGGUGAUCACGACUGGAGCUACCAUAUUGCGUGCACCAAGCUGUGGGCAUUAAUAGCAGCACGGCUUGUCGAGUCACCGUUGAUCGCCUUCAGCGCCACUGAUUACGCCAAGGGGUUAGAAACCUACCUGCACCAAAUCGAGCCGGCGGCGGACAACCUGCCCGAGGGUUCACACUUCGACUUUGCAGAUCUAGAGUUUGCUAUUCUCAAUUUCCACGAGUACGCCCGGCAAUUUGACGAGUACACUGCCGAUCUCGUCGAGAGGCUCGGCGAGCACGUUCCAUGGUAUAAAUGGUGGAAGAAGGUCCAUCUUCUCUUCCAGAUCCGCGCCGCAAAUGACAAGUACAAGGGUCUUGAGCGCGCGUUCCUGUACCAACCUGGCCUUGACGGCCGUAACUGGUUCAAGCACGUUGUUUUCGCCCCCGGUAUCUGGACUGGCUAUUCGGGCACCACCUACCCCGGACUUGUGGAGAGCCUCGAAGCUGGCAACUUGGAAAACGCCAAGGUUGGUUUUUCAUCUGAGCUUUUAGUUAUCGGUUCUAUCGUGCUGACUUAUUGGCGUCUUUCAGAGAUGGAGCACGAUUAUUCAGGAAAGGAUGAAGGCGGCUACGAAGCUGCUGGCAUAAGUUUCCUGGUCCCAAUCUAG